Messenger RNA from Telopea speciosissima, 829 nucleotides. Its product is annotated as RNA polymerase II transcriptional coactivator KELP-like. The record is from RefSeq and is a predicted model, not a curated record. Lineage: Eukaryota; Viridiplantae; Streptophyta; Magnoliopsida; Proteales; Proteaceae. Gene Ontology annotation, molecular function: transcription coactivator activity; DNA binding. Gene Ontology annotation, biological process: positive regulation of transcription initiation by RNA polymerase II. The coding region runs from base 19 to 561 and encodes 180 amino acids. The transcript is spliced from 4 exons.
GUGUACUCUUUACCAGAAAUGGAACCAGCAACUCAACGUGAAGUAGAAGAGACUGUGCUCGAGAUCUUACGAAACACGGACAUGAACAAGAUGACCGAGUUCAAGGUCAGAACCAUGGCAGCGGAGAAGCUUGGGAUCGAUCUCUCAGGUCAAGAACCCAAGCGUUUUGUUAGAAAAGUCGUCGAGUCGUUUCUGCUGUCCAAGGAACAGGAGGAACAACAGGUGACAGUCGCUGCUGCGGAUGAAGAAAACAAAGAGGUCGAACAAGAAGAAGAAGGCGGCGAAGGUGAAGAGGAGGAGAAGAAGCCCGCCAUCUCUGCGAAAGAAUACGACGAUGAGGGCGAUCUCAUUAUUUGCAGGCUAUCGAACAAGAGAAGGGUUACGCUUCAAGAUUUUAGAGGGAAAACCUUGGUGUCGAUAAGAGAGUACUACGAGAGAGACGGGAAACAACUUCCUACCUCAAAAGGAAUCAGUUUGACAGCGGAGCAAUGGUCAGCUUUCAGUAAGGCUGUGCCUGCAAUAGAGGAAGCCAUCGAAAAGAUGGAGUCCAGGCUAAGGUGAUGUUUGGAUUUCAGAGUGCGUGCAACAUUUUAUAAUCAAAGUCCUAAAAAAAGCAAUGAUGUUUCAAGUGGAACAAGGUGAUUUUUCGCUCCUUGGAAGGAUUUUGUUGUACAAAUGAAGUCUAUUACCCUCUUUCGUUUUCUGUGGUGGGUUGGGGGUGUAGUUUUGGUCGGCUUGCUUUAGAAAGAUUAUCUAGUGAGCUAACUGUUGUAUGCUCUUCGAUCAGGUUGUAACUCCUUUGAUGUAUGCUUACAAAAUUAUGCCUGAU